AUGGACACUUCCAAUAACAAUAAUCUGAAUAUACUCGAUUUACCCGAUGAAAUAUUAUUGAUCAUUUUCAAUAAACUGAAUAGAAUCGAUGCUCUCUAUUCGCUUGUGGACGUUAAUAAACGAUUUAAUCGAUUAGUACUGAAUUCACUUCAUAUUCGCAAUCUUGAUACGACCAGCAUGGUUAUAAAAUCAUAUUAUGAUCGUAGAUUUUCAAUAGACAAUAAUAUUCUAUUGAAAAUAUGUGAAAAAAUCUUACCUCGAAUUCAUCAUCAAUUAAAUGAACUUAUCGUUGAACAAAAUUCAGUGAAACAUAUUCUUCUUACUGGUUAUUAUCUUCAACUCGACUCGUUAUCACUUGUUAAUUUUCAAAAAGAAAUACUUUUUCAAUAUUUAACAGGUGCAUUAUUUUUCCCAUCAACAAGUUGCACAUCUUCGACUUUAAUUAAAUUAAAAGUUAAUGUCGCAACUUUUGAUGAUUGUCUUUAUCUUCUUGAUGGACGUCUCAAACACUUAUCAACAUUGAUUAUUCAUGUGAAAAAAAUAUCAUUAAGUUUCUCAGAUAAAAAUAAGAAAAAACUUCCCGAAUUGAAAUGCUUCUCAUUGACUUCAACGAAGUAUACAUCUCAUUAUAGCGAUCAAAUUAUUCCAUUACUUCGUCGAAUGAUAAAUCUUAAAGAAUUGACAUUAUUCUUAUCAGUAUUUACAAAUGACUGUACUUAUAUUGAUGGUAUUCAAUUACAUGAUCAAAUUCUUAUUUAUAUGCCACAAUUGAACAAAUUUACGUUCAGUAUAAACUCAAAUACUGUUCAGGUAGAAGAUGUUGUUAACGAAGACAUUGAAAUUGAUCUUCCGUCGAACGAAGAUAUUCAACGUAGCUUCAUUGGGAAAGGAUAUGGGCAAUUAGACAAAUUUGAUGAUAAUAAAGUUUUAACAGCUAUUACAUUUGACAUAAAAUAUUAUUUAGAAGAUAAUCAAUUUACUUAUAGAUUUUCUCUUUCACUUGUUAAUCGUUUAAGAUUUGUUCGAAUUACAACAUUUCUAGCUAAAAAUCAAUAUUCGAAAAUUAGUGUUGUUACGUUAAAUUGUUAA
Molecule: messenger RNA, 1089 nt
Organism: Rotaria sp. Silwood2
Lineage: Eukaryota; Metazoa; Rotifera; Eurotatoria; Philodinida; Philodinidae
Source: the annotation of a GenBank genome assembly